Molecule: messenger RNA, 2172 nt
Organism: Schistosoma turkestanicum
Lineage: Eukaryota; Metazoa; Platyhelminthes; Trematoda; Strigeidida; Schistosomatidae
Source: the annotation of a GenBank genome assembly
AUGGGUAUCCGAGGGUUGUGGACAUACAUUCAAAGUAACAGUGAAAACUUUGCCCCUUAUGAGUUGCAUAACCAGCCUUUGAUUAUUGAUGCCGAAAACUUUGCUUCUCUUUGUUAUCGUCAAGCUGCUUUACGAUGUGAAUAUGGUGGGGAGUAUUUGGCAUUCAAAUGUUAUGUCCACUCAUUUCUGAGACAAUUUCGUAUCUGUCGUGUGGAUCCAGUAUUCGUUUUCGAUGGUUGUCAUCCUAAAGAGGGAUCGAAAUUGGAUACUUUGUUGAAGCGAAACAUUAAUAGGUGUAAAAAUCUCUCAUCAGCUCUACUGAAUGUUAACUCAGUUUCUAAUCCAGGUAGAUCAAAUUUGAAGAUCAAUAUAAUUCCACCGCUUUGUGGGCAUGUCCUUGUGGAAAUUCUGCGGGAAUCUUCAGUUCGAUAUAUAGCAUGCGAACGUGAAGCUGAUAUUAAUGUAGCAGAACUAGGUAUUUAUCUUCAAUGUCCUGUUACUAGUGGGGAUUCUGAUUUUUAUAUUUAUAGACCAAUCGAUAAUAAUCAAGUUUAUAAAUUUAUCCCAUUUUCAUCUCUUGUACUUGAUUCUAGACAGAAAUUCCCCCCUUGUUCUGUUUGUAAGCUCAAUGGUACUCAAUGUUAUUUUAUACCAUGUACAGUUCUUAGUGAUUCAGGACCGUUUUACAAACUCAAGUAUCCUAUGCUACCACUUUUCGCCAUUCUCGUUGGUAAUGACAUGACAUCAAACAUUCGUCUUCCAACUACCAUCGAUUCUCUAAUCCGUACUUCUGACCUGCAGAACACGUCCUACUAUCAAAGACGUAUCCAUGCCAUAUUUAACUGGCUCUUAUCUUUCCGUGACAUUAAACAACCUGUGUCAUUAAUUCUAUCGCUUUACAGCCAAAACGAAAGGGAUGGCAUUGAGGAGACAAUGCUUCUGGGGAUUUCGGGUUAUUUUUUGAAUACUUCAGGCAAGGACCUGGCUCAGAUAUUAGGCUUCCCAACUAAAAACAAUGUUUCAUUAAGCGUCCCACCGUCAAGCGAACUGGGGAACCCGGAUAUUCAAAAUUACACAAAUUCAUGGCGUUCUUACUUCGGUUCUUUUAAAUUUUCGAAACCUGUAUUGGAGCGAAAUACAGAUCAAGAUAGUAUAUUUCAUAAUUGGCCGAAAGAAUUGGUUAGGCGAUUUCGAUUUUUGGAAUUAGUCCCAGGUAUAUUGGAUCGUAUGUAUGUACGAAAUGGUGUUGUUACUCGCAUAGUAGUGGAGGAUAUACAGAGUUCUAAUUCAAUUGACGAAUGUAUGUCUAAAAUGGACAGUGUUUUAGAUGGACUUAUAUAUGGCCUUGAACACCACCUACGCACCACCAUAAAAUUAUGUGGAGUGGAGAAUGAUAGUGUUACUGUGUACAGAAUAAGUUCAAAUGGUCAGUUGACAAAGACUUUGGUCUCUGUGAAACCUAUAAAACCCGUUUGUGCUGAAACACCUGAAUCAUCUUUCUUAUCAUUUUUCUCACAGUUUUUUAAUGUGAAUUUGGAAAGAGAUUUUAAGCCUGUUGAAAUACAGGGUUUAGGUGUUUUAUUAGUUCUGUGGUUCAGAUUUUCUUCUCAUGCUCAAAACGUAGCUAGAAACAUUCAAACAUCACCAGUUGGACUUGCGUUAUCAUGUUGUGCAGUCGCUGUCAACUCAAACUGUGAAUUUAGUAGAAAUCGUACUGUUGCAGAUUUUGUGAGCUCUGUUUGUACUCAUCUCAAUAAGUGUGCUAAUUUAGCAAAAUCAAUUUAUUGCCAAAAGCAUUCACCUUCUUUUUGUAUCGAGGAUGUUCACCAACUUAAUGAAUUGCAAAGUAUGGCUGCUAGAUUAAAUCAUUUAGUUGCACUUGUUGAAGUACUUUGUCCGUUUUAUGCAUCAAAUAUAGAAGAAGUUGAUCCUUCGCGCUUAAGAAAUCCUUUCAUAGGCUUUUUUCCACUUUGGACGUUAUUUGCCAGUGGACAUCUUUCAUAUUGGAUUAGUCGGAUUCUACAAAGUGUUGAUCCAUCGGAGCGUUUCCAUAUGAUCGUAAACGAUUGGCUUCCGAAAUUGCUUAUAGAAACGGAUUCUUUUAGAGAACGACAGAACUGCGCUAAAAAUGAUUUUACUAAACUUUUCAACCUAAUUAAUAAGUUGAGUUGA